UCCCAUGAGCCAUAAAGUUUUAUGUCCUGCUCAAAGUUUAGGCUAACAGGAGGAAACUUUUUUUCGGGGCAGUGAGCGGCACAGAUUUGCGCUGAGUCUGCCUUGGAAAAUUCCUGGGGAGGAAAAAGUUUUGAAACUUUUCCGAAAUUGGGAAUGCCGGGACUUCUUUUUACUGCCUGAACUUUGGUGGUGUUACCUUUUUUUUUUUUUUUUUCACCAACUUUUGCGGCACUUUUUUUCUGAAGGGGGGGGGAGUAAAAGCUGGGUCCGGACGACAAUACAGAUUCCAGAGUGGAGCAGAUAUGCGCUUUGUUUUAUGUACAAGUAUGUCAGCUGGGAAAAGCCAAGGAAAGCGGCCUUUCUCUGCUGAUUUUGACAGCUAACAUCGUUCGAAAACAGCCUCGCGGCGGUCCGCUCGAAAAAGUAGACCGACGUUAAAAAGUCAUGACUUUGCAAAACUUUUACUAAGUUUCGUUAGAAGUUAAAGAUUUGACAAAAAAAAAAAAAAAGUUCGGGGACGGCUCGAACCGCCUUUGAAAAGUUUCGUAACUCAACGUUUUCGGGCCGCAAAGAGUUCGCAGAGCGCUUGUGGAACAAUGGAUCCGAGCCAGCACAACCCUCCUGUCGGACACCAGAUCGUUCACGUUCGGGGCGACUCGGAAACGGACCUGGAGGCGCUUUUCAACGCCGUGAUGAACCCCAAGGGCGCCGUCGUGCCCCAGUCCGUGCCCAUGAGGAUGAGGAAGCUGCCGGACUCCUUCUUCAAGCCCCCGGAGCCCAAGUCCCAUUCCAGACAAGCUAGCACUGAUGCUGGGAGUGGCGGCGUGCUCACCCCCCACCACGUACGCGCACACUCGUCUCCAGCUUCCCUGCAGCUGGGCGCCGUUUCGGGUGGCUCCCUGUCUGGGAUGGCCUCAGCAGGCGCCUCCCCCCAACAUCUCCGGCAGUCGUCCUACGAGAUUCCCGACGACGUGCCCCUGCCGCCAGGCUGGGAGAUGGCCAAGACCAGCUCCGGCCAGAGAUACUUUCUCAACCACAUUGAUCAAACCACCACUUGGCAGGAUCCACGCAAAGCCCUGCUCCAGUUGAACCAGGCUACCCCUCCCAGUACCGUUCCAGUUCAGCAGCAGAACCUUUUAAGCCCAGCUAGUGGACCUCUACCUGAAGGCUGGGAACAAGCCAUAACACCAGAGGGAGAAAUUUACUACAUUAACCACAAGAACAAGACUACUUCCUGGCUAGAUCCUCGACUUGAGACUCGCUAUGCCUUGAACCAGCAGAGGAUCACCCAAAGCGCUCCGGUUAAACAGGGAGGGCCUCUGCCUCCCAACCCUCACGGCGGAGUCAUGGGAGGAAACAACCAGAUGAGGCUGCAGCAGAUGGAGAAGGAGAGAAUCCGACUGAAGCAACAGGAGCUUCUCCGGCAGAGUCAGAGACCACAGGAGCUCGCUUUACGGAACCAGCUGCCCACCAGUAUGGAUCAGGACGGCAGCUCAAACCCCGUCUCCUCCCCCAUGGCCCAGGACGCCCGGACCAUGACCGCAAACAGCAACGACCCUUUCCUCAACAGCGGGACCUACCACUCCAGGGACGAGAGCACCGACAGCGGCCUGAGCAUGAGCAGCUACAGCGUCCCCCGCACUCCAGAUGACUUCCUCAACAGCGUCGACGAGAUGGACACAGGAGACCCGCUCGCGCCCUCCAUGGCGACGCAGCCCAGCCGUUUCCCCGACUACCUGGACACCAUCCCCGGCACGGACGUGGACCUGGGCACCCUGGAGGGGGAGAGCAUGGCGGUGGAGGGCGAGGAGCUGAUGCCCAGCCUGCAGGAGGCCCUGAGCUCCGACAUCCUCAACGACAUGGAGUCCGUGCUGGCAGCUACCAAGAUCGACAAGGAGAGCUUCCUCACAUGGUUAUAGAGGAGGCGCCAUCCUCCACCUCCUCUUCCUCCUCCUCCUCCUCUUCCUCCCUGUGCUCUGAACUGCCUGCUCUCAUCCUUAGAAGGGUUCAUGGAUGCUUUUUACCAGACAUUUCAGCCAACCUUUUUUUGGGACUUGUGUGAGACUCCGCCCCCUGCCCCCCCCCUCCCCUUUCAGGCAGUAUUCCUCCUCUCUGGUGUUUUUAAUUGUGUCUGUGUCUUCAAGGCUGGCCUAUGAACAGACAAUUAUGCAAAGCGGCCUCCUCGUGGAUCUGGAGCCCGCUUCUACCUUCAGCAUCUUAACGAACUCGCGUUGGCGACGACCGGGCGCCAUCUCUGCCGCAGUGUAGCGCCGCCUGCUUUCUAACCAACCUGAGAAACCAAAAAUGAUGUAUUUGGAGAACAAGAAACAAUACUGAUUUGGAGUAAAGGUCACAAGAGGCCCCGGUUGGACAUUUUGGCAGGGGGAGGGGGGCGUUCAAACGUAGGGACCGACUACACUGCUGCUUGGCUGUGCCAGCAAGUCUAAGUUAAACCUUUUUGAUAGAUCAAGUGCCUUCAGUUGUAUUUUUUUUUUCUUUUCUUUGUACUUUUUUUAAAGAUGCGAGCAACUCGAAGAAUUACUCUGCAAUAUGAAAGCAUCUGGCGUUUUUUUCUUUUUCUUUUUUAUCAUAUAUAUAUAUCCGCCUUCUAGUGUUCAGCAAUCACAAUCUAGUUUUCAACAGAAUUGGGGAAUCCCUUUUUAACCCUUCGUAUGUCGGUCUUAUUCAGGCCUAACUCCCAGUUUUAGUCGUUUUUUUUAGUACUUUUUUAGCUUAUUACAUGUGUAGCUUAGUUCAAACUGCUUGAGUUUUACUGUCGUGGAUGAACUGUACCAUUUUUAACACAGUCUGUUGUUGAGAUUUAUUCUUUUUUUGUUUUACUUUAUAUACAUAUAUACAUAUAUGUAUUAUUUGUGUUGUACUAUUGUUGAUCACAAAGCGGCUUUUUUGCAAAACAUUAACCAAAAAGGCUUUUUUUUUGUUAAAUUUAAAUUUCAGAAACUCUUCCUCCGAUUGCUUCCAGCUUGCAAUGUUUUGUUUUUUUUAAAUUGCAAGUUCUGAAGCUGUCUUCCUCUAGAGGGCGCUGUGGCCUCUGCGCAUUGAGGGUUCAAAAGAAGAGGUUUGGUCAAGCGGGUUGUAAAGAAAGUCACGUCAGGAGCGGUGUAGAGAUGUGGUAGACGAGAUUUGAUUCGAUUUUUGUUUGUUUUUUGUUUCUUCCGUGAGUUUGUAACCCCGGAACAAUCGAACAGCACGGUCAGGAGCAGUCGCAGCAGAUUCCAAAGACGUUUUCUCGUAACGACACUAACAUUUAGUUUUGGUUCCCAUAAAUCGGCUUCUGUACGAACAAAACUGUAUAAGCUAACCAGAUGAUUUGUGUGUUUUAAGGUGUUAUUGGAGAUGUCUAAAGAAGUUUUUCCUCUCUUUCUGUUUGUAGGUGGUUGUUUUGAGUGACUAAUAACCCUAAACGUUUUUUUUUUGUAAGAUGAGGCCUCAGAACAGAGGAGAAAGCGUUUCUCCCAUCAGCACUCGCAUGUUUACAUACUUUUGGGGAAACUGCUGCAGCAGCAGUGGAGACGACACACUCUCACAGUUGUUUUUUGAUGUUUACACCGUUGCAUCCCUGCAGAAGAAGCAGUCUGCCGUGCACGUCCUUUGGUUUAAGCCGCCGGAACACUCUACGUAUAUGUACAUAGACAUACAUAUAUGUUUUUGUUUAUUUUUAAGGACUGUUGUCUUUCAUUGUUUCCUGAGAACCCUUUUUAAUUGAUUCUAAAUCACAUAUUGAUGGAUUGAUGGACAGUGUUGGUGAUAACAGUGCAGCAAAAGGGGCGGGACACCACGAGGCGGCUUUAGGUUUUUCAUUCAAAUGCAGAGAUGUCACUGAAAAGCUGAUUUUUAAUGCUUAACUUAGUGUGUACUUGUCAGAGCAUUACUAGCUGUUGACUCACCGUAGCAGUAGAACUAAUCAAAAAGUUAAAGGAUUUUGUAUUUAGAGUUCUCUAAAUGCACAUGAAAUGAGUUUGUAUUCAACAAAGACUGUUCAUUUUGUUUUGAUAGAUAUGUGCAUGUGUUUUAGAACAAUAAAUCCUGUUACAUUAUAUACCUUUCUUCAUAUGAUACUUUGAAAUUGGCCUCAAAUAAAGUAUAUACUUUGUGGUAA
Messenger RNA from Oryzias latipes (Japanese medaka), 4120 nucleotides. RefSeq names its product Yes1 associated transcriptional regulator (gene yap1). The record is from RefSeq and is a predicted model, not a curated record. NCBI's taxonomy places the organism in Eukaryota, Metazoa, Chordata, Actinopteri, Beloniformes, Adrianichthyidae. Gene Ontology annotation, cellular component: cytoplasm; nucleus. Gene Ontology annotation, molecular function: transcription coactivator activity; protein binding. Gene Ontology annotation, biological process: positive regulation of transcription by RNA polymerase II; hippo signaling.